Saprolegnia diclina VS20 is the source of this 798-nucleotide messenger RNA. RefSeq lists its product as hypothetical. NCBI's taxonomy places the organism in Eukaryota, Oomycota, Saprolegniomycetes, Saprolegniales, Saprolegniaceae. The transcript is spliced from 7 exons. The record is from RefSeq and is a predicted model, not a curated record. The coding region runs from base 1 to 798 and encodes 265 amino acids.
AUGCAAGACGUUCACGCUUCGAUCACCGCGCUGUCCAAUGCGACGAUGUUGGCGGCGGAUACCCCGGGCCUCCACGCGUGGCUGACGAUGGAGGAGCUCGUCACCAAGUACCAAGCGCGGAGUUUGUACGUGCGCGCGAUGGCACUCAAGCGCGUGGCGUGCCACAAGGCGGUGCGCUUCGUCUUCAAAUCCAACGCCGGCCCUGUGCUAGCCUCCGAGGCCCAGUACGCGGCCAAGCAGGAAGACAUCCAGAACGUGCUCGCGGCGCUGCGAUCGAUUUUGGUCAAAGUCCGACGGAUUACGUCGCUGCUCUACGAGAUGGCCGAGCUCUGGCGCGACAUCAAGCGCACCGAGGUGAGCGCCCUCUUCGAAGACGCCCGCAUGGACAUCGUCGUCGCGGCUACGUCCAUGGAAACCGCGUUUAUCGCGUGCAGCGUGCGGCUUCACGCCACCGUCGUCCAGCCGCUCGAGAACAAAGUGCGCAAGCUCGAAGAAGUCGAGGUCUUUAUGGCCGUGCGAGAGCAAAUCAAGGUCACACUCGACUCGGCCCAGCGCAAGCUCAACAAAGCAAAAACCAAGGCCUCCAUCCAGCUCAUCCAGGAGCGAACACUCGAGCAUAAACAGGCCAAGGACGACCUACUGGCCACAACGCAGUGCCUGCACACGAUCUUCACGUGGCUCGAUGCCAUGCGCAGCCAGCUCACGAAGUCCGAAGUCGACGACCUCUUGCGCGCAAUGGAGCACCUCUUUGUGCAGAGCGCGGCCGUGUGGCGCUGGUCGCCGCAGACCCCACCCUAG